CUCUCUGCGCCUCGCUCGGACUCCGAGGCGCACUGCCGAGCCCGGGGGGCGCCGCUGCUCCUCGGCCUCGGGUCCCCGGACGCGCCGCGGCCAGGCUGCGCCCGGCUGGGGCGCCGCUCCGAGUUGCGGGGGCUCGGGCUGCCGCUCGCCGCUCCGUCUGGCCGGAGGACUGCGGGGAAGGAAGGGGACAGCGGGGACACGCACACCCGCCGCGGCGCGCGCGCAUUGCACACUCGCAGCCGCGCGCCCCCGCCGAGGCGCGUCCGGGGCGAGUUUGGCCCCGCGGCGCGGGCCCCGGCACCUGCCCGCCCCGGGGGCUGCCCCGCGGCCCCGGCCCCGCCCCGCCGCCCCUCCCGCCCCUCGCCUGCGCCGCUCUCGCAUCGCCGGGGGGAAGCAACAACGUCCCGGUAACUUGCAGACUGUGGCGCAACUGGUCUCGACAGCGGUGGCACCCGAGUGCUGCCCGGGUGAGGAACCUGGGAAAGAAAACAAUCUCAACAAUGAAUAGGCCACCCAUCACUACCAACUACAGAUGACUUGUCAUUUCAUUUACAAAGAUGUCGUCUGCUGCUGAAAAUGGAGAUGCAGCACCUGGGAAACAAAAUGAAGAAAAAACCUAUAAAAAGACUGCAUCAUCUGCUAUUAAAGGUGCUAUUCAGCUGGGAAUAGGAUACACAGUGGGCAAUCUCACUUCCAAGCCAGAACGAGAUGUUCUCAUGCAAGACUUUUAUGUGGUGGAAAGUGUGUUCCUACCCAGCGAAGGGAGCAAUCUGACCCCAGCACAUCACUACCCAGACUUCAGAUUUAAGACAUAUGCUCCGUUAGCAUUCCGAUACUUCAGAGAACUUUUUGGUAUCAAGCCUGAUGAUUACUUGUAUUCCAUCUGCAGUGAACCUCUAAUAGAGCUGUCCAACCCUGGAGCCAGUGGAUCUUUGUUUUUUGUGACCAGUGAUGACGAAUUUAUCAUCAAAACAGUUCAGCAUAAAGAAGCUGAGUUCCUCCAGAAGCUACUGCCAGGCUAUUACAUGAAUUUAAACCAGAAUCCAAGGACUCUUUUGCCAAAAUUUUACGGACUGUAUUGCAUGCAGUCAGGGGGCAUUAAUAUCAGGAUUGUGGUGAUGAACAACGUUUUGCCACGCUUCAUGAAAAUGCACUUUACUUAUGACUUGAAAGGCUCGACGUAUAAGCGAAGAGCAUCCCGAAAAGAGAGAGAGAAAUCCAACCCCACGUUUAAGGACUUAGAUUUCCUGCAAGACAUGCACGAAGGGUUGUAUUUUGAUACAGAAACGUACAACGCACUUAUGAAAACACUUCAGAGAGACUGCCGGGUGCUAGAAAGCUUCAAGAUUAUGGACUAUAGCCUUUUGCUGGGGAUCCACAUCUUGGACCAUUCCCUCAAAGAGAAAGAAGAGGAGACCUCACAAAAUGUGCCUGAUGCUAAGAGGUCUGGGGUGCAGAAGGUCCUCUACUCAACAGCCAUGGAAUCUAUCCAGGGUCCAGGGAAAUCUGCAGAUGGGAUCAUCACGGAAAACCCAGACACAAUGGGAGGCAUUCCAGCUAAAAGCCAUAAGGGAGAAAAACUACUUUUAUUUAUGGGCAUUAUUGACAUUCUUCAAUCAUACAGGUUAAUGAAGAAGUUAGAACAUUCCUGGAAAGCUCUUGUUUAUGAUGGCGACACUGUUUCCGUUCAUAGACCAAGCUUUUAUGCAGACAGAUUUCUUAAGUUCAUGAAUUCCAGAGUUUUCAAGAAAAUUCAAGCCUUGAAGGCCUCCCCUUCUAAGAAACGGUGUAAUUCCAUCGCCGCCUUAAAGGCAACCUCGCAGGAGAUCGUGUCCUCAGUUAGCCAGGAAUGGAAGGAUGAGAAGCGGGAUUUGCUGACCGAAGGACAAAGUUUUAGCAGCCUUGAUGAAGAAGCCCUGGGAUCCCGACACAGGCCAGACUUGGUGCCCAGCACCCCAUCGCUGUUUGAAGCUGCUUCCUUGGCGACCACAAUUUCAUCUUCUUCCUUGUAUGUCAAUGAACAUUAUCCACACGACAGGACUACACUUUAUUCAAACAGUAAAGGGUUACCUUCCAGUUCAACACUUACCUUGGAAGAGGGGACCAUCUACUUGACCGCUGAGCCGAGCGCUCUGGAAAUACAGGAUGACAAUGUCUCUGUGCUCGACGUCUAUUUAUAAGAGAAAAUGGUGACCACCUAAACACAUGGAUGAGACACGAACCUAAACACGUGGAUGAGACACGAACACGGUUACGGGAGAGAAGUUUCUCCACUGCAGAAUUAUCCACAGGAACUUGGCUGAGCCCCACUACACACAGAGAAAUGAUCAGUUUGAUUUAGGAGAGUUUGCAAGAUGUCAGGAGAGUCUUGAUCCAUAGGCUGAUCGGUAGAUGGGAUGUGAAAACUACCACACUAUUCUGUCAUUUGCUGUUGCUUGCUCAACUGUGAAGAACUGCAUGAACUAUAUUUAAGCUGCUUUCUCUACCAUUGCCAAUCAUCUUUUUUGACUUGGAAGUGCUAUUUUCCUAUGGACUCUUGCAUUAUUUCAUUUUGCAUGCAUCCGGUGAUUAUACAUAAGCAACAUAUGUAAUCUGCUUAUAUAUUUUUUAAAAAUCCAUCCGUGCAAAAUGGUAAAUAAAGUAUAAAUUCUGCUUUUUUUGCAAAAUUAUAAUCAUAGCCCAUGUCAUGAAAGUUUAAAUUGGUUUCAUUUAAAGAUCAAUGUACUAGGUCUGCCUUUACUUUAUAGAAAACUAGCUUCUAUAAAGAGUUUUUCACUGUUUACUAGUGAAAUGAGAAAAGCAAAGCUAUUUAUAAAAGGCCUUAUGUCGUGUACAUACAUUGUCUUUGAAAUACUUGUGAUUUAGUUUAUUGCUUGUAAAAGAGAAAUUAUAUAAUUUAUUUAGUAAAUACAACUGUAAACUAUAGUUUUAUUGAGAGAAAUAAAAUAUUUUGUUCUCA
Messenger RNA from Lemur catta (Ring-tailed lemur), 2959 nucleotides. It is a transcript of the gene PIP5K1B, whose product is annotated as phosphatidylinositol-4-phosphate 5-kinase type 1 beta. The record is from RefSeq and is a predicted model, not a curated record. Gene Ontology annotation, biological process: phosphatidylinositol metabolic process. Gene Ontology annotation, molecular function: phosphatidylinositol kinase activity. The coding region runs from base 558 to 2180 and encodes 540 amino acids. Lineage: Eukaryota; Metazoa; Chordata; Mammalia; Primates; Lemuridae. The transcript is spliced from 15 exons.